Messenger RNA from Triticum dicoccoides, 768 nucleotides. RefSeq lists its product as uncharacterized. The transcript is spliced from 2 exons. The record is from RefSeq and is a predicted model, not a curated record. NCBI's taxonomy places the organism in Eukaryota, Viridiplantae, Streptophyta, Magnoliopsida, Poales, Poaceae. Bases 94 to 654 code for a protein of 186 amino acids.
UUCGUGCUAGAUCACUGCCCCCGGCAGACCACCUGACCCGGCCGCUCGAGAUGGCCGCCAGAAGGCACGCCGGGAGCAGCUCCGGGAGUAAGCAUGAAGCUGCUGGCGGAGGUGGACAGGCGCGGCACGCCCAGGCGCGUGGUGUACGCCGAGGCCGGCAAGGACGUCGUCGACUUCCUCCUCACCUUCCUCACCUUGCCGAUCGGCACGGUCGUCAAGCUGCUCAGGAGGAACUCCAUGCCCAUGGUAGGCUGCGUCGGCAACCUGUACGGCAGCGUCGAGGAGCUCCCCGACGACUUCAUCUGCCACAGGGACGCCAGGGCCGCCAAGGACACCCUGCUCAGGCCCGCCGGCGGCAGGCUUCCCCUGCUCACGAACGCGGGGUCGUCGUCGUCCAGCACCGGCGGCUUUGUGAGGGCGGGCGUGACGUACGAGGUCAUGGACGACCUCGAGAUUGCUCCCAGGUCUAACGUCGAUUUCAUCACCAACCUCAACAGGGACAUCGGCUGUCUCCAGAGGAAGACUGUCCGAGUUGGCGACACCGAGGGUCUCCAGAUACUGAGGGCGUCACUCAAGUCGAAGACGGUCCUCACCGACGUCUUCCUUCGGACGAACACUCCGAGUCCGAGUCCGAGGGCCUUAACCGCAGGGUGAAGUGUCCUUGCCGUGUCAUCCUUGUGGUGCGUGCAUGUGUGUCUUUGGUCAUAUCGUUCGUGUUGGUCACUGGUUCACGGCUCACAUACUAUGAAUAAAGGCAAGGAAUUAUCA